UGCCCAAACUUUUGCAUGCCGCUGUACAUUUUACAUUCUCGAUACAUAAUUGUGACAGUACAACUAGCAUUGAACUGGCCACUGUAAAUUAUCCCUUAGUGUGGCGGCAAAAAGAAUCAAGGGGAGUUGAUGGGUGUUAUUAUUUUAAAAAAUCUUCUGAAUAGGUAAUAGAUUGCUUUCAGUGUGUUAAAAAGACUCCCAAGAAGUGGGAGUCUUCUGCUAUUAUUAGAAAUAUACUAUUUCUGAUCUGUUUUGAUUUUAGUUGAUUUGUAAACCACAGAAAACUCGUAUACCCUUUGAUGUUUCUCAAUUAACACACUUGUGGUUGUUUUGAAGACUAAGUGAAAUGCAAAAGGGAUUAUUUUAUUUUCCCUGGAUGUUUUAUUCCAAGAAUGGAUUUUUAAAAAAAUGUACAUUACUUCAAGCAUUAAUUGCAGUAUGUUGUUUUUUUUUGUAAUAAUGUACUUAUGGUCUGGGCUACAACACAGGUACACCUCAAGAUUGUCCAUUGUUGUACUCUCUUUUACACUUAUGUCUGUGUGGCUAGGCACAGCUCAAGCUCCAUCUAUAACUUUGGUGAUGACACCACUGUUAUUGGUAGAAUCUCAACUGGUGAUGAUGAGGCGUACGGAAUGAAAUAGAUCAGCUGGUCAAGUGGUGUCACAACAACAACCUUGCACUCAACAUCAGCAAGACCAGGGAACUAUUGUGGAUCAGGAAGGGGAACGUGAGAGAACACAUGCAAAACCAGAUUAUGGAGUCAGCAGUAGAAAAGAUUUUGCACCCUGUGACCCAGAUGAAGGGAGAUGGGAAGGAGACCUGGUCCAAACUUGGUCAGUGCUACUUUGUACCCAAUCCCAGCUGUCUAAAUCUUUGACAGUCCACUAGCGUUAUGCUAGUCAACCAUUAGCACUGAAACAGAAUUCAGACCAACUUUCAGAAUGCCUGUGCAAGCAUCACAGUGGACAGAAUUCCUCUCCUGUCCCAUCUGCUUCAAUGAAUUUGAUGAAAACGUACACAAACCCAUCAGUUUAGGCUGUGGGCAUACUGUCUGCAAAACUUGCCUGAACAAACUACAUCGCAAGGCAUGCCCCUUUGACCAGACCGCCAUCAACACAGACAUCGAUGUUCUUCCUGUGAAUUUUGCACUUCUGCAGUUAGUUGGCGCACAGGUCCCAGACCAGCAGACUGUGAACCUGAGUAACUUGGCUGAAAAUAAACAUUACGAGGUUGCAAAGAAGUGUGUGGAGGAGCUGGCACUCUACUUGAAACCUCUUAGUGGAGGAAAGGGUGUUGCAAGUCUAAAUCAGAGUGCACUGAGCAGGCCGAUGCAGCGAAAACUGGUUACCUUGGUUAACUGUCAGUUGGUGGAGGAGGAAGGGCGUGUGCGAGCAAUGCGGGCAGCCAGAUCUCUUGGGGAACGAACGGUUACUGAGCUCAUUCUGCAGCAUCAGAAUCCCCAGCAGUUAUCAGCCAAUUUGUGGGCUGCAGUCCGGGCCAGAGGUUGCCAGUUUUUGGGACCAGCUAUGCAGGAAGAAGCGCUUAAACUGGUCUUGCUUGCAUUGGAAGAUGGGUCAGCACUCUCUAGGAAAGUGCUGGUUCUCUUCGUUGUUCAGAGGCUUGAACCACGAUUUCCUCAGGCAUCCAAAACCAGUAUUGGUCAUGUCGUACAACUCCUGUACCGUGCUUCAUGUUUCAAGGUUACAAAAAGGGAUGAAGAUUCUUCUCUAAUGCAACUGAAAGAAGAGUUUCGUACUUAUGAAGCUUUACGCAGGGAGCAUGAUGCACAGAUUGUUCAUAUUGCCAUGGAGGCAGGACUUCGAAUUUCCCCUGAACAAUGGUCUUCCCUUUUGUAUGGAGACUUGGCACACAAAUCACACAUGCAGUCCAUCAUUGAUAAGCUCCAGUCUCCAGAAUCUUUUGCAAAGAGUGUGCAGGAAUUGACUAUUGUCCUGCAACGGACAACAGAUCCAGCUAAUCUGAACAGACUACGAUCUCAUCUUGAACUCUUAGCAAAUAUAGACCCAAAUCCUGAUGCUGCAGCUCCAACGUGGGAACAACUAGAAAAUUCAAUGGUAGCUGUAAAGACUGUUGUUCACGGGCUUGUGGAUUUCAUCCAGAAUUUUAGUAAAAAGGGCCAUGAAGCACCACAACCACAGCCAAACAGCAAGUAUAAAACCAGCAUGUGCCGAGACCUUCGACAACAAGGAGGUUGUCCUCGUGGUGCCAAUUGUACCUUUGCUCACUCCCAAGAGGAGCUGGAAAAGUAUCGGAUGCGGAAUAAGAAGAUUAAUGCUACAGUCAGGCCCUUCCCUCUAUCACAAGCACUUCAGAGCAAAGUUGGAAUUGCCAAUAUAGUCACAACGUCUGCAGGAAAUAUAGUCUCUGUAACAGGAUCCACUGAAACCACUGUGAAAAUGGUGCAGGCAACUAAUGGGGUAAUUAACCCAGAAAGUACCACGCCACAACUAAUACCACGAUGUGCAGAUACCUCAGCUUCUUUGGAGAAUGCUAAGAAAGUCGGACAAAACUGUCUGAGCACACCUGGGUCACUAUCUGGUUCACCGACAGAAAAUAAAAUUGGUUCACCUCCCAAGACGGUUCUCAACCAAGUGCUCCCUACUUCAGCAGUAAUGUCAUCACAUAUUGGACCAGAUGUGACUUCCCUAUCUUCUGCAAAGUCUAUGUCAAGAGUGUCAGUGUACCCAUCUCAGCAACCUGACUUGUAUUAUCAGGAUCCCAGAGCAACGGUUCCCUUUGAACUGCCUGCUUACCAACAACCAGGAGGAUAUUAUCCUCCACAUACUGGUCUACCAUCUGGUGUGUCUCCUUGCCUUCCUCGUUAUGUGCGUCCCAACAGUAUGCCAGAAUCUCCUCUUCCACCCACGGUGCCAUAUACUGACCAGUACAAUGCAUAUCCACCUCGAGAACGACUAGCAUCUUCACCUUACCCGUCAACCCAUCCCCAACAGUAUGGCUCAGUCCCUGCAGUCCCUUCUGGAAUGUAUGCACCAGUCUAUGAUAGCAGACGCAUGUGGAGGCCACAGAUGUACCCACGGGAUGAUGUCAUGCGGAGUAAUUCUUUACCUCCAAUGGAUGUGGUACCUUCAGCUACUUACCAGCAUCCUCCACGAGAAAGAUACAGCUCACUUGAUGGAUGUUACUCUAUGGCUGGGCAGCCAUCAAAUGAACAGAGGAGUGUCGCCGUGCAAAGGGAUGCAUAUAGCCGGUUACAACACCCAGGCUUUGAAGACCUGUUAAGACGGAAACCAGACCAAUGGACACAAUAUUCCACUCAGAAACCACAACUUGUCUCCUCUUCUUUGUCUACAGUAGCCCAGCCCUCUGCUCCUCCAUCCCCCUUGUUCAGUGUGGACUUCAGCUCAGAGUUUUCUGAGAAUACUAAUGACUUGUGUGCGGGCACUAAGUUUGAUGAUGACAGCAUGUCACAUUACUCGCCAUGGUCUUGUGGGACUAUCAGCUCUUGCAUUAGCGCAAUGGAAUCUGAUCCAAAGGAUGUCAUGGCAACUACCAAUGUAGAGAUAUUGGACCUUAAUGUGAAACGAAGUUUAAAUUUGUUUGGCCCUCAGAGAAAGGGAAAAGAUGAAGAUCCCAUAAUUCCAUUUGGUGACGGACCGAUCAUCUCUAAAUGGGGUGCGAUAUCUCGGUCUGCCCGCACUGGUUAUAACAACACAGACCCAGUCCAGGCUACAGCUUCCCAAGGAAGUGCUACAAAACCAAUUAGUGUAACAGACUAUAGUCCACAUGUGAGUCAUGCCGAUUCUAGUAGUUGGACUUCCCAUUCUCUUUCAUAUGGAUCGAAUUCAACCACCGGUCAAUACCUAAACAGGGACAGAUUGAUGGACAUAUCUGCCCCUAGGCAACUUCCUAAUGGUGGAGAUCAAUUAAAUAUUGAACUACAACAGAGGGAAUUUACAGAGGUUUCUACGGAUGAUCAAGAUAUAGAAUUGGAGCUCUCCGCUUUGGAUACUGAUGCUGACCAAGACGAAGGAAUAGAGGAUGUUCUGGUUAUUGGCUCUCAAGGUGAUCUGGCCGAUGACAUAAUAUCCGAAAAUAUACAUCAUAAACACCAAGGUAAAGAGCAGGAGGAGCAGGGACGCAGGAUUGCAGAGCAGAUUGCGAUCAAAGAGGAACAAAAAAUGAUGCCCAUGACAUCUGGCUUUAACCAGCCCAUCACAGCCUCGGUCAGCUUCAUCACCUCCCCAGCUGUGACUUCUUCCUUCAACAUCAGUAAUUUGGCCCUGAAAACAUCUGCAGUCAAGCUGACAGAAGAUGCAAAAGAUAUGAAUGUCACAACUAAUGGCGAGGCUGUAGCCAACGGGAGCUGAAGGGAAUCUGUGUUUACACCAACACACAGAAGCAAUUAGUUUUGCUUUCUAUAUAAUAUAAUGUAUUACACAUUUCUGUGUGCAUAUAUUAUAUUAUGCUUUUUAUAAGAAUAAUGUGAGGGCAUCAAAUUCCUGUGGACUUUUUUUGAUACUAUAAAAGCCCUCUUGCAUUAACCAUUUUGACAGUAAAAUUAACAUUAGUCAGACACUAGUUUAAAUUCCAGUGAGCCUUGGAAUUUGGACAUCAUUUGAAUUAAUGCUUUAAAGCAGCCUUUUAUGAGUCUGUUGUGAGCCAGUGCAUUAAUCUAGCCAUUCUUAUUCACAAUGGCUAAUGUGGAACAUACACAGCUCAGUUGUUGAUCAGCAGGGCACUGCAGCAACACACCUGGUGAAAACUAACCACGAUUUUACCUCCUUUUCUCUUUCAUUUAUAUAUUUUUUGUGUACAAUUCACACAAAAUUGAAAGAAGGUAAUGGCUUGGAAAACUGUAUUUUCGAGCUGUUAUAGUAAGACUUAGUUUCAUGGCAUUGUUGCACUUUUAUAAGAAAUUUGUUUGUUAAAAUGGUGGAAGGGAGAUACUUUUCACCUUUUUUUAAAAAUGCAUAAUUAGAGUUUCAAAAUAUAGUUUCCAACAAAUUCCAUGGGUUAUAAUGUUAACAAAAGGUUGACCCGAGAAAUGUCUCUUAAGUGUUUAGCUUAAUUGGGCUGGUGUAGCUGAGACAGUGUUGUUGUCAGAGGGGCACCAUGGUAGUAUUGCGGAUAGUGCGAUCCUAUUACAGCUCGGGGCAUUGGAGUUCACAAGUUCAGUUCCAGCACCGUUGGUAAGGAGUUUGAAUGUGUGGGUUUCCUCUGGCUGCUCCAAUCUCCUUAGGGGUUAGAAGCUUAAUUGGUCAUUGUAAAUUGUCCUGCGAUUAGACUAGGGAUAAAUAGGUGGGUUGCUAAGCAGCACGGCUUGAUGUGCUGGAAGGGCCUGUUCCAUGCUGUGUCUCUAAAUAAAUAAAUAUAACAUCAACAAAAGAUUAACCCCAGAAAUGUCUCUUAGGUGUUUAACUUCAAACAUUUGUUAAAAAUUAGGAUGAUAUAGCUGAAACUAAAUGUUGUUGUCACGUUAUUUGAACAGUCAAGUUGUGCCUUAGAAUGAAGCUGGAGACGUGGUCGGAUUGGCCAUCAGCUACUCACAGGUUAAUGACUAAACUGCUAAAGCUGGAAAAACUCAAGUCAACUAUCAUCUAUGAGAGAGAAAGAGUGAACUUCUUAGUUCACUGAGCUAUCUCCUUACUCUUUUCAUUGAUGCCAACUAUCUAUUUCCAGCAGGUUUAGUUUUAUAGCAUCUGCCACAUGUUUAGUAGCAAAAAUCCUUUCAUCUCCUUUUCCUAAUGAUUCACACUAAUCGAUAAAAGUAAGAAUUCAGUCAUUUUACACUUAAAAGCAUUUCUUGAUGCUUGUAGAAUGGGAGAAUAUCCAUCAACACUGGGAAAAGAAGUAUUAGGAUUUAUAUCCCUAUAAACCAUGUUAAAUGUUGGAAGGUGCACAGGCACCAGAUACAGAUCCCAAAAGGUGAGUGAUGGAACCACCAUCUCUGCCUUCUACCCAAAGCACACCAAAGACAAGAUUGCAAGUAAUUCCCAGGUCAUUAACUUCACCCUCAUUCCUAGAGAUUUUGAUUAUUGAAUUCAUCAGUAAUUACUACCCAGAUACUGACAUACUCUGUAAUAUCAGUCAUGACCUUGAAGCUGCUUGAUUCUUCUUAAGCCCAUUGCCCUUACUGGGGCAUAGGCUGCUGACAGCAGCUCGCCAGGGACCUAUGUUCUGGGCCAGUUUUUCAAGUUGUCCCCAGGUGUAGCCCAUCUUGGUAUCAGCUUCAAGGUCACAUUGCCAGCUGUUCUUUGACUGGCCUCCUUAGAAGUUUGAUCAGCCCAGUGGUUUCCACAGACUUGUGGCUUUCACCACGUGACUUCAUACAUCUUCUAGGUGGAGAUUCUUCCUAUCCCAGGGAUGAGGUCUUUGGCGCUUCUGUUGGCGUUUCUGUAACUCUGGGUUUUUUACAUGUUGGAGUGCUAGUCCCAUGCCAAGCCCUCCUAUCACAGCUGGGCUUGGGACCAUCCAUAGCAGAGUUAGCUGCUUGUUUGCCAAUGCUAAAUUUGUCUAUAAUCGGUUUACAUAAGUACAAUAAUGAUGUUGCUAUAGAUCAUUGUUGUAUUUGUAUUUUUUAAUUGUUUUACAGAAAAUCAUUUUGUUUUCCCGCCACUGUAUUUGCUGUGUUUAGAACAGGGUGAAAACUGUAUUUUGGAACUCCUGCAUUGUGUGGUGUUUGCACUGAAUGACAGACCAGUUCAACUGGCCUCUUUUCUGCCCUAUUUAAUCUAAGAACUUCUAAUGGCUUUUGUGUACUUGCUUUAUAAUGGAUGAAUAUUAUAUGUUGCUACAGAGUCUAAAAGUACUGUAAAAAGAAUUUAAGCAAUCCAAAGUCAUGCCUCACACAAUCCAGUUAAAACAAAUAUCUGUAAUUUGAUCAAAAGAAGUAAAUGUCAAAAAUGGCAAUAUUUUCAUUUGAAUAUGAUAUCUGUAAUAAUCAUGAUAGUUUGUUUAAUCUUGGCCAUAAUUUAUCUCUUACCACUUCAUUGAGUCACUGGAUUCUGGGAGGCUGUUCGAUUUAUUAUAGAGCUGGGCACUGACAGUGCAAGUAUUUUAAAAUUGUUUACAAAAAUAUGCAGCUGUGAGGUUUAAGAAGUUAAGGGCAUUAUGUUUGUUUUAACUUCCUAACUUUUACUUAUGUUGUAUACACACUUCUGACAAACUGAGGUGAAGCAGCGAAGCUCUCUGGCUCUCCUUCAUUCAUUCAGCAAACUAAUCUCAUUGUAAAUUUAUGUUCCAAUUCAUUAAGAACUUAAAUUGGCUUUGUUUACAUUACUAAAACCAGCAUCUUUUUGGAGGGAGUACCAGGAGCAUUUGUUGCGAAAAGAUGAUUCAAAGUUUAAUCUUGGCUUUUUGUUUUAAACAGUUGUAUUGAUUUUCUAGUCUGUUCAUCUUGUUGAUUUUAAAAUGUGUGUGUUCUGCAUCAGAUCAUUGCAAAUUAAAUAGUAUGUGUGUGUUAGUAAUUCCUAUGCUUAAAAUAUCAGUCAUUUUGUCUAAGUUCUUUCCCACAGGUUUGCUAUUUGCCUGAUUGAAAAGUGCCCUCCAGCCUCUCUCUUUCUCUCUCUCUCUCACUCUCUCUCUCUCUCUCUCUCUCUCUCUCUCUCUCUCUCUCUCUCUCUCUCUCUCUCUCUCUCUGACUUACUGUUUUGAUUUUACAUUGAGGUUUUAUAUUGUUGAUGACUUCUGUGAAGUUGAUUGUUCUGCAAAUCAUACUGGGAUGUUUUAAACCAAGCGUGCUUUUCACCAGGUAGCUGCAAAGGAGGUGUUCUGCUGGGAAAUAACUUCUGCGAGAUCAUGUUAUUGGUCAGUUGAGUUGUCACAAUACCACAACAAAGUGUCCAUUUUUAAAAACAGUUUUGUGCACUUCCCUGAGGGUUGACUUUAUUUCAUAAGAAUGAUGAGACAGAUUGCUGCGUGAUGUUACGAUUCCAUUAGGCAGCACCAUGAAAUCUCUUCCUAUUUAUAAUAGGAUUUAUAUAGGUUUUUGUAAUGAAGGAGUGAUAUUGUCCAUUUAGAAUCUUUGUGUGGGCCUCCAUGCUCGGUAUUCUAUACUGAAGCUUAGAUAUUGGGAUCUAUGCACUUAUUUUAGUCUAAAGUAUCAGCUUUUGUUUUGUUUUAGCCCAUCGGUCAGGACAAGCAAAAGUUUUAAAAUCUGGAUGCUGGCAUGAUAGCCAACAGUAAGCAGUCUAAAACAAAUGUAAACCAUUUUACAAACUCUCCUCCAAUGCAGUCACUGAAUUCUCAACCAAAGCUGCUCCUAACUGUAAAUUCUGAGCGAGCCAAAACAUGCGCCAUGUCUUUAGCAGAUGGUCUCAGUCAUUAACAUAAGUAGCUUAGGGACAAUAUUUAAUGUAAAUUUUAUGUAAAAAAAUGUUUUCAAGUGAUGUGUUGUACUUUCAUCUAAAGUUUCCAGUUUUAAUUUAGCUGUCCAAUUGCAAUGUUAGUAAACUCAGACUUUGAAGGUCUUCAUCAUUCAACUAGUCAGUGAUCACCAGAGUUGACACUUUACUGAUUAUUGCUUUUGGAUGUUAUAUAUAAAUGACAGUUGGUUUGUUAUUGCUACAGAUGAAUGGCUAAUUGAGCAAACUAUCUAUUUUUCAUGAAUAGUAACAUUUAACUCUGUGUGAGGCUUUCUUGCUGAAAGGACUGAAGACAGGUCUAGGUAAUGAGCAAUAAGGGCCAAGUUCCAAAUCACUGAUAAACUAAAGGAUCGGCAUGGUUGAAAUGUGCUUUGUUAUCCCUGCCCAAAUCACGUUGAUGGACGUCUUCAUGGAGAAAUGAACCAGCUUUGGUUUACAGUUUACAGUAAAUUGUACAUUGGAUCCUGCUGCAGUACUUAUUUAUUGCCCCUAGGUGGCAGAGAAUGAAUUGGAAAUUGCUGCUUUUAUCCCUCUAAUGGUAGAAAACUAGUCCUGUUAAGUUAAAAUUUCACCAGCACAGCAACCAACUCCGUAACUAGCCAAUUCUUUUUGAGAGUUCACCCGCCAACAACCUUAUCCUCUCCAAUACACCAUUACCACAGCCACCACAAGGCAAAUAGUGUUUGAAAUCAGAGACUAAACACCUGGAUCACUUCUCAAUUUGUGCUAAUCCUGAGGUUUUCUCACAUGUUACUAGUUGUUCUAAUGCUAGAAUGUAAACCAAAAUGUAAUAGGAGCCCAGGAUUAUCUGAUUAGCAUUUCUAAAAAGAUUACAGCCCUCAGGGAAAUAACCCUCUGUGCUACAAAACUACAAUUAACAUCUACUGUACCUUGAGGGUGAAUAAAAUGAAUUAGUACUUUUGAUUUUAAAAUUGUAUAUGUUUUUUUAAUAAAAACAAAGCUUGGUUGUGUUCUGCUGGAGGGGUUUGGGGAAAUUGGUUGUUGUUUUAAACAAAUAAUGCACGUGAACUACAGGAGCAAAUUAUAAUUUGAGGAUCAACCAGCACUAGAUUUUAUUUCAAAAAUACUUCAAUGGAAUCCACUCCUAUGCAGUUGCUGCUGUGUGGGUCCAAGAAAUAUUACUUAAGAAUUUAGUCACCUGCUCAUUCAUUGAAGGCCUCGGUUAAUCAAAGGCAUGGAAAUGCAUGCAGUUCCUUAGCUGGGCAGAAAUAAAGUACAUUAUAAUGUAGUUGUGAUACAACACACAUGGUUCUUAUUUGUACUACACGUGCCCACUGUACAGCCACUUGAAGCAUUGUGGUUAGCUUGCAGCGUUUGCUGUCUGCAUUUAUGCCGUUUUGCAUAUUCUUUUCCCUGGAAGUUAUGAAAAAAAGUUUUCUUGCUGCAAAACUAAGUUUUUUAGAAAAAAAAUGCUUAGCUGGAGAAGUUGGGAAAAGAGGCCUGUUUUGUCAAUUGUACAACCAAUUGUGGAGCUGAAGUGUGAAUAUUUUACGUCUGUAUUAGACAUUUUCUUUGCAAAUCUAUUGUUCGAUUGAAUUGUAAAUGAAAUUAAAGAUGGUACACAUCCGUCAUGUAUAAAGGAGGCACCAUCAAUAAGAUGGAUUUAAUGGUCAUUUUUACUACACCUACUUGGCUUAUAUUUAAAAUGUAUAAUUUUUAAGAAAAAUGCUCUGUUAAUUAAAUAGGGAAUAAAUCCUAUUCCAUUUGUUAAUUUCAAUUUGACUUCCAAAUUGUUGGUAAUCCAUUACCCUCUCUUUUUGUUUUAAGAAUAGAAUGGAAUCUGAAUGCUAGGCCAUUUGGGUCUGUAAUGGAUUAGUUUUGUGAUACUGAAUAGCAAAAGUUGCAUUCUGUGUACAAAACCUUGUCUGCGUAGCACUGAACUGAGAGCUAAUGGCUUGGGCUGUACACUAGAAUUGAAUAUCAUGAAUUUCAGUGUUUGAACGAUGAUUGAUGGGACAGUUUGCAGUACUUGAAUGUAUUUGCAUGCAUAACAAUAAAAUUAUUUGUCAAUUAAAGUUUUUUGUCAUUGCUCUUGCAAAGAAAACGUGACAAUAAUGUACUUUCGGAUGGUGAAUUCACUAUUCUUUUGCACAAUUUGUUGUAACUUACA
This is a messenger RNA of Mobula hypostoma (lesser devil ray), 10476 nucleotides long. RefSeq names its product ring finger and CCCH-type domains 2 (gene rc3h2). Gene Ontology annotation, cellular component: cytoplasmic stress granule. The coding region runs from base 942 to 4349 and encodes 1135 amino acids. Gene Ontology annotation, biological process: protein polyubiquitination; nuclear-transcribed mRNA catabolic process, deadenylation-dependent decay; ubiquitin-dependent protein catabolic process. Gene Ontology annotation, molecular function: mRNA binding; metal ion binding; double-stranded RNA binding. The record is from RefSeq and is a predicted model, not a curated record. NCBI's taxonomy places the organism in Eukaryota, Metazoa, Chordata, Chondrichthyes, Myliobatiformes, Myliobatidae. The transcript has 21 exons.